AGUGUCUAUUGCAGGUGAAAAUAUUGAUGGAAUUUGUUAUAUAAGAUUGAUAGAUGAUAUUUAGCAAGCCAAUAUAUAACUAAUAUUUGUUGCAAUAGAGUAUUCUAAAAUUUUACAUAAACGAUAAGUAAUAUAUAAAAUUAUAUUUGAUUCCCUAUGACGUAAACAAUCCUUAAAUGAUUCCAGAAAAAUUAUUGGAAAAAAAUAAGCAAAUUCAACUUACAUUAGAUUCUCCUAGAAAUUUUAAACAGACUUAAAUAAAUCCUAAAAAAAAAUAUGAAUUGCAUAAUGGAACUAUGUUAUAAAUUACAAGACAAUAUGGUGUUAAUGAAGAUUAUAUUCAUAUCUAAGAUCUUUAUAGAGGAUAUAUAAAAAGUGGAGAUUAUUAGCUGCCGUUUUAAGUACCAACUAAAUUUGGUAUGAAUUCCAGUUUUUAAUAUAGAAAUUUAGAUGGUAUGAUAAGUAUAAUAAAUUUAGGAUUUUAAUAGGCUAAAAUCUAAUAUAAGAUCUAUUUGAAAAUCAGUGAUUCAUAAUCAAAUUAAGUCAUAAUAUAAAAGAGCAUUCCCAUUUAUCUUAAUAGUAGAUAUAAAUUAAUUGAAUAAAAAAGAGAGAGUGAAGGAAAUAUUGUUUAAUUUUUCUGUCUUCAUAGGGGUAUGAUAGAGUUAAGUAUCAGAACUGCUAGAAAUCUUUAUAAGCCAGGAGAUGUUUUGGAAUUGGAAUAUAUUUUAAAUACUACUAGAUCUUAAAGAUCAAUAACUAAAGUGGAAGUGAAAUUAAAUCAUUUUUUAAGUUUAACUGAUGAUGAUGAAAAUGAGAGAGUAAUAGAAAAUAAUACAUUAUAUACUAAUGUUUUGCCUGGUAUUUCUCCAGGAAAGAGAAGUGAUGGCUUAAAAAGUUUAAUUACACUUCCUAAUAAUUUGACUGCAACUGUCAAAAUGUAGUUUAUUAAAAAUCAUUACAUCUUAUUAGUAUAAGCAUUUGCUGUAAUAAAAUAAUAUAUUAUAUAGGAUGGAUUGCUAACUUCUUUGGCUAUUCCAGUUAUCUGCUAAAUUCCUAUCAUAAUUUUGGAGAGUAGAAAAGAGGAGAAACCAAUUCUUAAUGAAUGGAAAUUUAAUACUUAAUAAUAAUAAAAUAAUAAUUCAUUUUACUAAUUCACAUGUUAGUAAUAGUAAUUAUUUAAUUGA
Molecule: messenger RNA, 1184 nt
Organism: Paramecium pentaurelia
Lineage: Eukaryota; Ciliophora; Oligohymenophorea; Peniculida; Parameciidae
Source: the annotation of a GenBank genome assembly